Messenger RNA from Saccoglossus kowalevskii, 638 nucleotides. RefSeq lists its product as uncharacterized. NCBI's taxonomy places the organism in Eukaryota, Metazoa, Hemichordata, Enteropneusta, Harrimaniidae. Gene Ontology annotation, cellular component: nucleus; chromocenter. Gene Ontology annotation, molecular function: chromatin binding. The record is from RefSeq and is a predicted model, not a curated record.
GAAGAACACGAUGGAGAAGGAGGAGAGAAAACUGGAGAUAACAAGCAGUCAGGCGAACUGAAAAGAACCGUCUUUGGGAGAAGGUGCAGACAGAUAGUGUGAAAAAAGAGAUCCAAUCUUCUUGUAUGAAGGUAGAGAAGAAGGAACCACCAGAAAGUGAUUUUGACACAAAACAUACUGAAUUUGUGAAAGUGCCAUUUGGAUGGCAAAGAUUGAUUGAGAAUGGAAAGAUUGUCUAUGUCAGUCCAAACCAAAGUUUACUGACAUCGUUGGACCAUGUCAAAGAAUACAUGCAAACGGAUGGCACAUGCAAAUGUGGAUUAGAAUGCCCUCUUUUGGUUGAUAUUGUGUUCAACUUUGACAUCAGUUUACUCUCUACACAAAGAACUGCUGAGGACUUGAAACAGGACAAUGCUCUUACAAACUUGUGCAAUCACAAACGAAAAAUACUUGCCAUGGCAUCACUACAAAGUAGUGUAGAAAAGCCACCAAGGAGGAGUUGCUUGUCGCAUGCCAACUUGAAAAUAGACACACAAGUACCUGUGAAAGUAACCAAAAAAGGUAUAUUGUGUUAUAAACAUCUUAUCAACAUUUUAUCAUUGUCACCACAUUCUUCUUGUUUCCAUGAAAGUUGUUGA